UGUUUCCCCACGCCCUGACCAAAGGUUCUGGCCGGCUGCGACAUGGCGUUGACAGAGUCGGGGGCGAACGCGCUGCAAAACGCCAUGAAGUUGGCGAGAGUCGCGAUCCAGCUGGACACGGAGAGCAGGCAGAAGGAAGCUUAUUGCGAGUACCUGAAGAGCAUAAACUUUAUUUCACAAGCUUUAAUAGAAGAUGCCCAAACAAAAGACGAGGUGGAGCUAGUAACACCUGAAGUGCAGAAGAUGCUGAAGUUGGCCGAUCAGUGCUUAGAAAGAAUUAAAACCACAGCUGCUAAACUCGGUAAAGUGGAAAAUAAGCCUGCAGCAAGCCAAGACACCAAGCCUUCAUACACACCAAGUCAUCGUAGAGUUGCCUCUGAUGGGGGAGGCACUACUACAUCAUUUGUACCUCCUGAAGCCUUCAACAAAAUGCAGAUUCCAGAAACACUAAUAACCAAAAGAGAACUUACUCCAUUGGAAGAAGCAUCGAGACAGAACCAGAAGUUAAAGGCUGCUUAUGAGGCCCGGAUGGCACGGCUGCACCCUAAGCAGGGCAUGCAGAAAACAUCGUUGACAUUGUCUCUUCAGCGGCAGAUGAUGGAGAACUUGAUCAUUGCACAGGCAAGACAGGCAGCACUGCAAAGAAAGAUGGAAGAACGGAGACUGAGACUUCAAGAAGAAGCCAACAGGAGGUUUUCAAACAGUGUUACACUGACCCCUGAAGAGGAGGAACAAAGAAAUGUAUACACAAGCAUUUUAGAGUUUGAACAAGACCACGAGUGGCCUAAACAAUGGAAAAUUAAAUUAAAAUCACAACCUAAUGACCAUGUACUGGUGGCUGGCCUUUUAUCCCAAAUACUGAGCAGUUCAGAAUAUCCAAUCACCCAAUUACUGAAGAAACUGCAAUGUCGGAUCUACAGCAAGCUCUACCCUAUUGUAAAUAAACAUUUUUCAGACCUGUCUAGUGUUAAUGAACUGGAUGCAGGCACUGCAUUGUAUACAUCCCUUUCCCAGUAUUCACUGAGGACAGAUGUGACAUCUUCAUUCAACAAGGGAAGCCGGUUAAAGUCUUCCAAAAGUGCAUGCUGCUUGGGUUCUGUUCAAGAUCACAAAAUAAAUCAUGGCGGAUUAAGACACAGUUCCUCUGUUAGCUCGGUGGCAUUCACUGAAUAUCAAAAUGCAAAUUUGGAUGUUAGUGAGCAGAGUGAACUGGCACAAAAUGUUACAGAUCAGCAGAUCAUCUCAACAACUGUUACACCAGAUCUGAUAGCUGAUAAAGACAGCCCCUUUGAAGACUUGGAACACUAUGUGAUGAAAUUUGAGCAACGGCCAGGAAACAUUAUCGAUAACCUGAUGCAGGUGACAAACGCUGAUCAUCUUCACCAAAUGGAAGAUAUUCCAUUGCAAAAUCACCUGAAGAAUAUUGUAACAGAUGUACAUAAUUCAAUAGACAGGUUACUGUCCUUGUGUAUUCUGGCUUUUGAACCUCUCAACACUGCUGCUGGGAAAGACCAGUGUUUGGCCAGCAUUGAGGAGACUUUGUUCCGGCCUAUCUGGAUGUUCCUUCUGACUCUGUUUAGAAAAGUGAAUGUACAGAGGGAAGUAGCUCUCGAAAAGAGCAUGAAAUUAUACAAGACCGCUGGCCCAGCAGAUAUUGGUGUUGCAGCUAAACUUUUCCCCAAGGAAUCUGUUUCUUCAAGUGAUUCCUAUCCUUAUGAAGUGGCAGUGCAAGAGUUAAGGUUAAUAACCAAAGAAUAUUGUCCACAAAAAAAGCUUGAAUGUAUUGUAAGAACACUGCGUCUUAUCUGUGAGUGUGCUGAACAUUACUGCAAUUCUAAGGAGGCUGGCACCCUGCAUGUUGCUUCUGCGAUUGGUGCCGAUGAUCUGCUACCAAUUUUGUCUUACGUAGUGCUGAAGAGCAACUUAACGCAGCUCAUCUCAGAGUGUGCAGCUUUGGAAGAAUUUAUUCAUGAAGGGUAUUUAAUUGGUGAAGAAGGCUACUGUCUGACAUCAAUGCAGAGCGCUCUCUCAUACGUGGAAUCUUUAUCCAGAGGAUGAAUCCUAUAGUUUACAUUCAUACAUUUACUAUGAAUCUUCAAGAAUAGCUUCUUGUUACACUUACUAAUGGUUUAUUUUUGUAUUUAAUUCAUUGGAUUCAUGGCACUGUUCUUCACGGAUAUAUAAAAUAAGUUGAAGCAUUACAUUUUUUGGGACAAUCAUUUUGGUGUUGCACAGAAUAAUUUCACUAUAAAAUUAAUCUCUGUAUAUGACAUUGUUAGGGUAAAAUAUUGUGAUUGCUUGAGGGUAGUAAUGUAAAACUGCACUGAGGGAAGCAAGAAAAUUUAAUAUCACAUACUAAUGCUGGAGAACACCACUACACACUGGUGAGCAGUAGAGCUAGAGAAGUGCACACUCCAUCCUGCACCAGUGCAGGCAUUGCAUUUCCAGCGAAGUUGAUUUUGUUCUUAGGUUCUACCUUCUCAUGUAUUGUAAUAUAUUUAAACCAAGUGUUUUAAAGUUUUUUUUAAUAAUAUAUUCUAAGUCAGCAGAUUUGUUUAUUUUGUAUUUUGUCAUAGUUAUUUAAAAUGGAAAGAAGUAAUUCUCUUAACAGGAAUGGUUAAUCAGACUUCUAGCACUCUAUCUUCCAGUGCUGCUUUGCAAAACUUUGAGCGCACGCCUCAGAAAGUGGAAGACAUGUACCAAGAUCACAAAGAUUUAUACUGUUGUUCCUAUGAAGAAUGCAUGCCUUAUGUUCCUGAUGACUUAUAAAUAUUUUUUAUGUUUUUCUUUUACACUUUGUUUUAUAUAUUUAUAUAAACAUUUCGAGGGGGGUGUAUGGGGAAAGUUGAAGCAAUUGUCAAAUAUCGUUCUGCUGCAUGUGUCUCAUGUCAUGUCUAAAAUUAGUCAUGCUAGGAGUUUAAGUGCUCCUACCUAGAACCCAGAAUCUGAUCGAUCAACUGAAGAGGCUAUGCUGGGAAUCCUCUGGAAGUUGUAAAGUGGUUGUCAGCUAUUUUCUCUCACAUGUUUGUGCUUUAGUGAUGGUAUGGAUUUAUUUUAUUUAAAUCACAUGAUGGAAUAGCCACUCAACCACUGACCAUUUUCCCAAUAAGCUUUCAGGGGAAAUCAAAAUGAAAUAAAUUGGCAUGUCUCUUAGCCAAAAGAGAAGGGUUUUGCAUAGUAAUCCUUAGUGGAUCCAUAAAGGCAAGGCUGCAUGCUUUCCUGUUUACAUACAGGAGAAACCACUUUUAGCAAUGCUCUUUUCAUUUCCCUCACACAUCACCAUUGAGUUACAUGCAGAUUCAGCAAUAUUUACCUAUUCAACAAAUACUGCUGAUUGAAUUGUGUGAAAAGGCUCCAUGUAGUUGAUUCUUGUACUUUUUAAAAUGUUGAAUAUUAUGUAUGUUUUAUAUGACUAGUUGUUUCUAGUACAGUAAAGACCAGAGGUUAAUCAUCCCU
Messenger RNA from Carcharodon carcharias (great white shark), 3456 nucleotides. RefSeq names its product VPS9 domain containing 1 (gene vps9d1). Gene Ontology annotation, biological process: vesicle-mediated transport. The record is from RefSeq and is a predicted model, not a curated record. Lineage: Eukaryota; Metazoa; Chordata; Chondrichthyes; Lamniformes; Lamnidae. The transcript has 15 exons. The coding region runs from base 43 to 2058 and encodes 671 amino acids. Gene Ontology annotation, cellular component: endocytic vesicle; cytosol. Gene Ontology annotation, molecular function: guanyl-nucleotide exchange factor activity; small GTPase binding.